CAAUAUGCUUCCCCUCUAGACAUGGGAGCAGGUCAAAUUGACCCUAACAAAGCACUUGAUCCAGGUUUGAUAUAUGAUGCCACCCCACAGGACUACGUCAAUCUCCUUUGUGCUUUGAAUUACACACAAAAACAGAUCUUAACCAUUACAAGAUCAGGUUCCUAUAAUUGUACUAAACCAUCGUUUGAUCUUAACUACCCUUCAUUCAUAGCUCUCUACAGCAACAAAACAAGGUCAGUCGUCCUCAAAUUUAAGAGGACAGUGACCAAUGUUGGAGAUGGUGCUGCCAUACACAGAGCCAAGGUGACAGAACCGAAGGGUUCUGUGCUGACAGUGUCACCUGAGACAUUAUCAUUCAGAUACAGAAAUGAGAAGCUAAGCUACCAUGUGCUGAUAAAGUAUAGCAAGUACAAGAAGGAAAAUAUCUCGUACGGUGAUCUUGUUUGGAUCGAAGAUGGUGGAACACACAGUGUUAGGAGCCCCAUUGUAGUGGCACCAAGUGGAAUUGUAUGAGCUGUAGUUUGAUAUUUCCUUGUUCUGGGCAUGAAAUCCUGCUUCUUCACGGGACCCAAAAUAAUGAACAGUGUGAUGAAUAAGUAAUUUCGUUUUAGCUCCAUUUCCAGUGUCCUAUCAGUCAUAGCUAUCUAGGUGGUUGGUGUACUUUUGUGAAGGGUGAAUCAAAUGGAUUUGUGAAA
Vigna radiata var. radiata (mung bean) is the source of this 695-nucleotide messenger RNA. Its product is annotated as subtilisin-like protease SBT1.5. The record is from RefSeq and is a predicted model, not a curated record. Gene Ontology annotation, molecular function: serine-type endopeptidase activity. The transcript has a single exon. NCBI's taxonomy places the organism in Eukaryota, Viridiplantae, Streptophyta, Magnoliopsida, Fabales, Fabaceae. Bases 22 to 513 code for a protein of 163 amino acids. Gene Ontology annotation, biological process: proteolysis.